UUGAUAAAUUUUUCCAACGCAUAUACAAAAGUUUCGUUGUGGUAAUUGAUAAAGGAUUCUUAUAAUAAAAAUGUUUAUGGUAGCAGAAAGUUAAGAUUUAUCACAAAUACAUUAUUACUCAAAAUGAAGCACUACAAGUUAAAUACGCAUCAAAAGUCUUACAGUGAUGCUGAUUUGCUGAUUAAUCAGAAGGAACAUCCUGAUACAAAAAUAGGCGACGUAGUCGAGGUAUAUGAUCGCGAAGAUGAAAAUACUCGCCUUUUGCUGCAGAUCACGAAAUUCAAUGAUCUUCGUCGUGAUGAGAUUAGCAUUGAAGCAGGCAUUGCGACACAGUUCAACUUACGAAAGUUUGCUUAUGUUUUUAUGCGUCGUGUGAAUGCCAGCGAUGUAGCGCUUGAUUCCAUUGAGAUUACUUUUAAAGAUCAAUAUAUGGGCAGAUCGGAAAUGUGGCGCUUGAAAACUUAUUUGACCGACACUUGCGUUUAUAUUAACAAAAAAAUCGAAAAUAAUGAAAUGCAAAUUCGUUGCCAAGUUUAUGAGAUGUGGGCACAAGGCGAGCGUGUAUCCUGUGGAGUGAUAACAGAAGACACAAAAAUCGUUUUUCGCAGCAGUACUUCAAUGGUCUAUUUGUUUUUACAAAUGUCAUCGGAAAUGUGGGAUUUCGAUAUACAUGGCGAUUUGUAUUUCGAAAAGGCUGUUAAUGGUUUCCUUACAGAACUCUUUCAUAAAUGGAAGAAAUUAGGUUGUAAUCAUGAAGUCACUGUAGUAUUGUUCUCUCGCACAUUCUACGCUGCCAAAUCACUCGAUGAGUUUCCCGACCAUAUGCGCGACUGUCUACAAUUGGAUUACAAAGGACGUUAUUAUGAAGAUUUUUAUCGUGUCGCCAUACAAAAUGAGCGCAAUGAAGAUUGGUGUACAGUACUAACGCAGUUACGCAAACUUUUUACUUCAUAUGAAUCCACAGUGUUGCGUUAUCACGAACGUGAGGGUGUACAAAUUCCCGCAGCAACUAAUUCUACAGCCGCUCAAGGUAACUUCCUAGAAGUACUGAAUAUUUCAUUAAACACUUUCGAAAAGCAUUAUCUCGACCGUACGUUUGAUCGUACUGGCCAAUUGUCAGUUGUGAUCACACCUGGUGUUGGUGUGUUCGAAGUGGAUCGAGAAUUGACGAAUAUUACGAAACAACGGAUAAUUGAUAAUGGUGUUGGCAGUGAUUUAGUGUGCGUAGGGGAGCAGCCGUUACAUGCCGUGCCGCUUUUAAAAUUUCACAACAAGGAUACAACAGUAACCUCUGCAGAUGAUUAUUCACUUCCACAUUGGAUUAAUCUAAGUUUUUAUUCAACUAAUAAGAAAGUGGCUUACUCGAAUUUCAUACCACGUAUCAAACUGCCACCGAUCGUCGCUAAUGUCACUCUAAAUGAGGAAAAUAGAGAGAGUGAAAAAUAUUUUCUCAGCUGCAAUCAAUCCGAGUAUAUACAUAAUUCUUUAUUUGAUUAUGAUGCGUAUGAUGAGCAAAUAUUUCAACCUCCACCAGCGCAGAGCACUUGCUCUUUGCAGCGCGUUGUUCGUGCCAAGAAGACAUCUGUACCGAGCCUGGAGACGUCCGCUUACCGAAACCAUGACUGGGAAAAUUUAACACCAACAAAAAUACCCAAUUUGCGGCGUAAAAUGUCUGAUCCUGAUAUAUAUCAUGGUACUUCAGGCAUGCUAGCGGCAUUGACUGAUACGCCCAAUUUGUCUGAGUCAUUAGCCUCUGACAAGAAUGCGCGUCGUUCCAUUGUAUCCAUAGCACCUAUAGUUCGCCCAGGGCGGGCAUUGAUUAAUCCUUUUGAUCCGUCCCAUGUUACAAUCAAGCUCACCUCAAACCGUCGUCGUUGGACGCAUAUAUUUCCAAAGGGUCCGACUGGAGUUUUAAUUCAACAACAUCAUUAUCAAGCUGUUCCUGCCAAACCGCAGAAUCUGAACUAUGGUAAUGUUGCAAAUAGCGAAAAUGAGUAUAGUUCAGGAUAUAGCGCAAUCGAUUAUGAUCACACAUCAACCUGCUCUUCAUUAAACAAAUCAUUUAUAGCAAACAACGAAUGCGACAAAACCGAUUUUGCCAAAAAACGUAAUAAUUCACUUUUGAAUGCCACCACGAAUAAUGUGACAACUGGCGUAGUGGCACCCACAAAAAGUUUUUUAUGGGGCGCCACCGGUGAACAAGAAUGGACGCCAGCUUUAACAACAGGAAAACACUUAAAUCCCAUUGUUGAAAGUGAAGCGCCAUUUAUAAGUGAGAGCGCAAACGCAGACGGCCGUGGAAAAGUAAUAAUAGGCGUGGAUUGGAAAUCGUUAACCAUACCAGCUUGUUUGCCAAUCACAACCGAUUAUUUCCCAGAUAAACGUUCUCUACACAAUGAUUACGUUAUAUCUGAUUAUACAUUGCUGCCGGAUGAUGUCAAUAUUGAUUAUGCCAAUAGUCGUGCGGUAUAUCGUAAACCACUUUCAACGGAAGAGGUCUUCCGAGAGAUUGUGUCACAGCGUUUGGCGCAGGGUUUCCAAUUGAUUGUGGUUGAAGAGAAGAGUGCACAACCAGCGCAGGCGCCUUGUUGUGGUGGUAGCAAACAACAAAAGCCAUCUACCGUUUUGGGCAUGGUAGCGCCAACAGAAGUUACCAAAGAAUAUAUGCUCUCAAUCGGUCGUAUAUUUCAUCGUAUUACGCUGGUGGGAUCUGUCAUAACAGUUACUGGUUAUCGUCCCAGACAUCCAUAUCCGCCCAUUAAUGUUGAUUAUCGUUAUCGGUUUCAUGCACCCCAGCAUGAGACCUAUGAAAUAUCAGGUGUAAAUUUUACGACUGAAAAGCUGGAAAAUUUCAAUUGGAAUUUUAUGGAUCAUUAUAUUUGUACGCGUGGUGAUCGUGAUUAUUCAUUGAUGGAGAGCUUAAAGUAUUGGCGUUAUCGCAUGUAUUUACUGCCCACUGACAAUUUGGCAAUGAAGAAAAUCAUCGAAUACGGUAGUCAACGUUGUGAUAUCUAUACUGAUUUGGCUGUGGACAAUACGAAGAAGCAGGUGGAAGACUUUAUGCGUUUCAUGGAAGUGCACAUAAAUAAAGUGAAGCGUCAGCGUGUUCAUGAUAGCCCCACCGCACAAAGUCAUUUAACACGACGGCGUCACAGUACCAGCAUUAUUUCCAGACCUCAACCCAAUCAGGGACUGGUGAAUUCGCCUUUUCGUGAACGUGUUGGGAGCAAUCGUCUACCGGAAAAACGACCAAGCUUUAUCUCCAAACCCGUAAUGAAAGUUGAUCGUGGACGCAUAUCACCAGCAGCAGAUGCAGCGGCUAUUGCAUUGAAUACCGAUUUAAACCAUAGAGAGGAUCACGAUGAUGGUUUUGUAACGGAGGUUAAACUACGACCAAAUUCCAAUUUGACUGAAGUUCUCGAGGCGAUGAAGCAUCCCCAAACUGGCGUAGCAUUUUUCACGCAGACCACCAGUCUGCCAAACUAUACAUUUGUUUCGCAUGAGGCCUUACUUUGGCUUAAAGCACGUAUGGACAAUAGCAGAAAUCCUUUAGAAAUACUAGAAGCCAUGAGAAAAGAGAGAAUGAUUUGUCACGCUUCGGGAGAUUGGGAUAAACAGAUUAUACCAGGAUUUUAUCUUUAUUAUAUACCACAGCCAGAGAAACAACCAGUGAAAGUUGAAAAUCACAAAGUAUUACCACCAGACUUCAAUGCAUUUGAGCAUGAAUGGAUGGAGAUAGAACUACAAGGUUGCAAUCAUCUUUGGUUUGAGGAAGCGAAAAUGCCAAAUAUACCAACAUUCCUGCGUGAUAUACCAUCGGCGCAAUCUUGGGCUGACUACAGUCAAAAUAAUAGAAUUUAUCGUAAUUCUCAUUUGGAAAUCAAUGUCAAUCAAAAGAGUGAUCGAAUGGAAUGGGGCCAUGUCAAGUAUCAUACUGUUAUGCAGCCGGGCUAUGCCUUUGAAAUAGUUGUUGAGUGGGUGACAGCUUCGGGUCCUAUUGUAGGCGAUCUGAUAUGGGGUUGGACACGUAAGGCAAAUCAUUGCAACUAUGAAUUAAUAUCAGUGCCUGCUGAUCCAAUGGCAGAACCGUUUACUGAAAAAUCUGACCCAUUACGUGGUCCUAUUUUCAUACCCUUGUCGGAGAAGUUUUUGAGUAGCAAAGGUGUUAUGUUUGGUGAAUUCUCCGAGGAAAGCAGAGCUGAUCGCAUGCUUUUGUUUCAAGAAGCUAUUCUUGCAAGAUUCGGAUUCCUACCAUGUGUGAUAGAAAAAAAAUUUUCAUUUAAUAAGGAUAUACCGAAGGAAUAUCAAUAUGUGCAUUGCUCUGGUCAUAUGUUUGUACUUAUUCGCUGUUCGAAAAAUAAUUAUCAAAUUGAAUCUCCAAGUCGGCAAGAAGCAAAUGUUACUCGCUGCGUUUAUGGCCAUACAAACAAUACGAACGUACCAAAGAAGGUUGGAUUUUUGUGGGCUUGGAAUCAUAUGAUACCCAAUAAGAAAUGGAAAUCUUUAGUUAUUAAAAAUUCACCAGAUGGUGAGCUGUUUCAAUUAAAAAUGUUGAAAGACUUUCGCGAUUUUUGUUCCGAUACUGAUGAGCGCCUUUCAAAAUUCUGGGAACUUUGUUAUGAAUUAAAGCGUAAAUCUUUAAAAGCCGACAGCAAUAAUGAAGGGAAAUUAAAGUAGAUUUAAAAAAAAACACACAUGCGUUACAUUUUCUAAUACCAUGUGCUUCAUUCACCUAAUUGAAGUCUGUUAUCGACUAUAAAAAGUUUGUUGGCACAAAGUACAGAAGAAAACAUUUAAUUGUGCACAGCAGAUAUCAAAAUACAAAAUUGUGAUAAUACUAGAAUGCGCUGGGUAUAAUAUUAUAUUUUUGGUUCCUGUUGAACAUAAAAACCUCUAUAAUUGUUAAGUAAUUAAUAUAGAAUUUUUUACCAUUGUAAUACAAAUAAUAAAAAAAUAAGAAUAUUUUAUAUAAUAAAUAAAUCUUUUUAAAAUUGUAAA
Messenger RNA from Ceratitis capitata (Mediterranean fruit fly), 4998 nucleotides. It is a transcript of the gene Iml1, whose product is annotated as GATOR complex protein DEPDC5. Gene Ontology annotation, biological process: negative regulation of TORC1 signaling; positive regulation of autophagy; cellular response to amino acid starvation. Lineage: Eukaryota; Metazoa; Arthropoda; Insecta; Diptera; Tephritidae. The record is from RefSeq and is a predicted model, not a curated record. The coding region runs from base 124 to 4677 and encodes 1517 amino acids. The transcript has 25 exons. Gene Ontology annotation, molecular function: GTPase activator activity. Gene Ontology annotation, cellular component: GATOR1 complex; lysosomal membrane.